Branchiostoma belcheri (Belcher's lancelet) is the source of this 1089-nucleotide messenger RNA. Its product is annotated as probable G-protein coupled receptor 83. NCBI's taxonomy places the organism in Eukaryota, Metazoa, Chordata, Leptocardii, Amphioxiformes, Branchiostomatidae. The transcript is spliced from 6 exons. The record is from RefSeq and is a predicted model, not a curated record. Gene Ontology annotation, molecular function: G protein-coupled receptor activity. Gene Ontology annotation, biological process: G protein-coupled receptor signaling pathway. Bases 1 to 1089 code for a protein of 362 amino acids. Gene Ontology annotation, cellular component: membrane.
AUGAAUAUGACAGAGGUUUUUACGGAAGCGACCAACGUUACAGCAUGGUUCUUCUGGACGACUGACACACCUGUACCUGUACCGACGUCGACGUCAGGUGUCCUGGCGGCGUGCACGCUGACGGCGCCGACGCGCUGCGGCAUCUACGGCGCCGCGCCGUCCCUCCAGCCGCUGCUGAUCGUCAUCUGGCUCGGCUUCCUGCUCUGGUCGCUCUUCGGGAACGGCUGUCUGCUGGCCGCCAUGGGCACCACGAUGGACAUGGAGGAACGUGGAAACUACUUCCUCGCCGGAAUGGCUGUGGCGGACAUCCUACUGGCUGUAGUCCACGCUCCAGCCUCCAUCUCCUCUCUAGUUUCGGGGGAACCGAUGACAGAAGGAUGGUGCAAGCUCCAGGCCUUCCUCUCACCCGGAGCAUUCAACCUCUCCAUGAGCUUCAUGACGGGCCUGUGGUACUGCCGCUAUCGCUACAUUGUCCACCCUCUGACGUACCAGGCCACCGUGACGUCACGCCGCAUAGCCGUCGCCAUGGCAACGAGCGUCGUCGUCAGCUUCCUGCCUCCCGCCAUCUACGUGCUGCGUCACAGCAGCGGCGGCGGAGCCACGUCGCUCAGCCUCGCCCGGCCCACCGGCCUCACCAUCCCGUGUAACGUCGGUGGUCUGGAGCGGCUGGUGAACCUGGUGAUCGACAUUCUGCAGUUCGGGGUCUGCACCUUCUGUAUCGUGCGCGUCCUGUUCGAGGCACGGAAACAUCGCGUGCAGAUCGCCAACCAGGUUCCGGCCAUCGCCUGGGCGGAGCAAGCCAACGCCUGGAAGGCCCAGAUGAAGAUCGUCUACACGCAUCUCAUCACGGUCGGCGUCAACUGCCUGACGUGGCUGCCUAUCCUCGCUAUCGGCAGCAUGCUGGCCGCAGGCACGCUGAUCCUGAACGACUCUGUGUCCAUCUGGCUGGAGGUGUUCUGGAUGGUGAACCAGACCUCCACCUUCUCCGACUCCGUGGUCUUCGCCUUCCGGUACGAGAUCUACCGGAAAGCGCUCAGGCAGCUGGUCAGGAAAAUCCGGCAGAUCAUCGAGGAGUACCAGUACGACUAA